CUUGUCUGAAUACAGGUGGGGUUUUAAAAAAUGUCCUGAAGGCGGCGGGAAAGUUGAGGGUUAUGUGAGAGUUUUAUAUCUGGAUGUAUGAUGAUAUAAGUUAUUAUACGCUGCUAAAUUAUUUCAAUUAAUAACACAAGAAGUUCAUAACGCCAGAGACUGAAGCAGGCCAGGCAUGAGCAGUGCACACCUGGACGAGUGGCAGAGGAGGUCCUUUGACAUUUCGUCUGGCACAUUUACACCUGAACAGACGGCCGACGCUUAUCGGGCGCACAUUCUGUCCAUUCAGUAUGCAUGGGCGAGCGCCGAGCUCUCUCCAGCCGGAGCUGCCAGCCUGUUCAGGACCUACACCGAGCGCUACGCUGCAGUCCUGGACUCAGACGACCAGCUCACAGGGCUGAAUAACUACGCCGACUGUGCCCUGCACCUGGCCCGCAAUCAGAGAAACCACAGCGACAAAUGGGAGUCAGCAUUAACAGUUGAAAAUGUGUUCAGCCUGCCGUGCGUGCAGAGUAUGAUGCAGAGUAGGGUGGAUGACAAUAGUGUCUCUGUGGAUCCAGCAGAUGCUGACAUUAUUGUUGGUGGGGAAGUCAGUCAGAGUUGUGGCAAAGGUAUGAUCGAGUCUAGUGCUGCUGGUGGAUGUAAACCUGAGCAUCCUUCACCCUGGCCUAUGCGUCAUAUCAGUGCUGUGGUAGAGAGAACAGCAGGUAGCUUGGCCAGUGGUUCAGCAGAGAGGACCAGAAGCAAAGAAACUGGUCUUACUUCAGCACAUAAUGUCCCUAGAGCCCCAGCAGGGGUAACUCCACUCUUGGUUCAUAACACUCGUAAUUCCCCUACCAGCCCUGGCUCUUUUCCUCAUUCAAGUUUUGCUAGCACAAGCAUGUCCAGUGCAAGCCAUUACCAUUCUGUGUUUUCCUCCUCUUCAAAUCCCUCUAAGAGGAAGAAUAUGUACAGUUCAGGAACUGAAAGCAACAGAAGUUCAUUCCUGCCACAGGGAGGUCAGGAAGGUGGAGGUAGUAGUCGUAGAAGAGAGGACCUUCCUGGCACUAACUUUAAAACAGCACGAGAGCAGCUUAUUGUUGACCAGCAGAAAAAAUAUUCUCAUCAGGGUCAGAGAGGUCCAUCAGCUCCCGUUGGUACAAUAACCAAAAAAUCUCUGGGGGCAAACAGGUCACGGGGGGCCUUCUCCAAAUUUGUCUCACCAAUGCCAAGGCAGGAGGAGGAAAGCAGCACCAGGGAUGACCCAACACAAGACGCUCAGAUUAUUGAUGAACGACUAAAGAACUUUGAACCUAAAAUUAUUGAACUGAUUAUGAGUGAAAUUAUGGACCAUGGCCCACCUGUAGCUUGGGAGGAUAUUGCUGGACUUGAGUUUGCCAAAGCUACCAUUAAGGAAAUUGUAGUGUGGCCCAUGCUCAGGCCUGAUAUUUUUACAGGUCUCAGAGGUCCACCUAAGGGGAUUCUCUUGUUUGGCCCUCCAGGUACUGGGAAAACGCUCAUAGGGAAGUGCAUAGCCUGUCAGUCUGGUGCCACGUUUUUCAGCAUUAGUGCAUCAUCACUCACAUCUAAGUGGGUGGGAGAAGGGGAGAAGCUGGUUAGAGCCCUGUUUGCCAUUGCCCGGUGCCAUCAGCCAGCGGUCAUUUUUAUCGAUGAGAUCGACUCCUUGCUUUCUCAGCGCACGGAUGGAGAACAUGACUCAUCUCGCCGGAUUAAAACAGAGUUUCUUGUCCAGCUUGAUGGUGCUGCAACCUCCUCUGAUGAUCGAAUAUUGGUGGUGGGGGCCACCAAUCGGCCACAGGAGAUUGAUGAAGCAGCCCGGCGUCGCCUGGCCAAACGACUCUACAUCCCCCUUCCAGAGUCUGCUGCUCGUCAGCAGAUAGUGACCAACCUAAUGUCUCGGGAGAAGAGCCAGUUGGGAGAUGAUGAGCUUGAGACAGUGGUGUCAAAAACAGAGGGUUUUUCAGGGGCUGAUAUGACACAACUGUGUCGUGAAGCAGCACUUGGCCCAAUCCGCAGCAUCCAGCUCAGUGACAUUGCCACCAUCAAACCCGAGCAGGUGCGACCUAUACUUUACUGUGACUUCCAGGAGGCUCUUAAGACUGUACGGCCCAGCGUGUCUACCAAAGAUCUUGAGCUCUAUGAAGACUGGAACAAGACUUUUGGCUGUGGUCGAUAAUCACCAAGUCUUUAUUUGUGGUGUAUUUUUUUCAAUGUUAAAGUUCUGUGUGCUGAAUUGAAUGGUAACAAGCCUGAAAGAUCUGUGCUGUUUGCUUUAAUGUUGUAAAUUUAACAGGUGACUGAAAGCAGUGUCUAUAUUUAGAUUUUGAAAGCCUUUUUAUCCAUUUUAUUCAAGUUUAGUGGUACUCAAUACCAUUUUCAUUUGGGCCUGGAUGCUGGAAAAUGCUGGAAAAUAAAUAAAUAGAUUUUUUUUUUUGGUA
Molecule: messenger RNA, 2438 nt
Organism: Ictalurus punctatus (channel catfish)
Lineage: Eukaryota; Metazoa; Chordata; Actinopteri; Siluriformes; Ictaluridae
Gene: fignl1
Product: fidgetin-like 1
Exons: 2
Coding region: 176-2176 (666 amino acids)
Molecular function (GO): microtubule severing ATPase activity; ATP binding; ATP hydrolysis activity
Source: RefSeq, a predicted model, not a curated record